UAAACAACAUAGAGCUAACAAUCGGAAUUCUUUUUAAACAAUUUUAUUUUUUCGUAAAAAUAUAUAAAACUAAGAAAUCCACUUUUAUUUCAAUGGCCGACGAUGAUGAGGUUCAGUUUGAUGCCGUCGAUUCGGGUGCAUCGAAAACCUUUCCGAUGCAAUGCUCGGCCUUGCGCAAGAAUGGCUUUGUAAUGCUCAAGGGACGUCCCUGUAAGAUCGUCGACAUGUCCACAUCGAAGACCGGCAAGCAUGGACAUGCCAAGGUACAUCUGGUUGGCAUUGAUAUAUUCACACAGAAGAAAUACGAGGACAUCUGCCCCUCCACCCACAACAUGGAUGUGCCGCACGUCAAGCGCGAGGACUAUCAGUUGACCGACAUCAGCGAUGAUGGCUUUGUCACCCUCAUGUCUGACAACGGCGAAAUACGCGAGGAUCUCAAGGUGCCCGAGGGCGACCUGGGCGGUUGUCUGCGCACCGAAUUCGGCGAGGGCAAGGAUUUGUUGUGCACCGUUCUGGCUGCCUGCGGCGAGGAGUGUGUCAUCGCCACGAAGGUCAAUUCGGGUCUGGACAAGUGAUUGCGAGAGUGUAAAGGCGGGAACAGAACUUGGUCUGAUUAAUAUAAUAAUCCAUAAAGCUGAAUUGAAUUAAAAAGC
This is a messenger RNA of Drosophila novamexicana, 653 nucleotides long. RefSeq names its product eukaryotic translation initiation factor 5A-like. The coding region runs from base 93 to 575 and encodes 160 amino acids. Gene Ontology annotation, biological process: positive regulation of translational termination; positive regulation of translational elongation. The transcript has a single exon. Lineage: Eukaryota; Metazoa; Arthropoda; Insecta; Diptera; Drosophilidae. Gene Ontology annotation, molecular function: RNA binding; translation elongation factor activity; ribosome binding. The record is from RefSeq and is a predicted model, not a curated record.